Molecule: messenger RNA, 10164 nt
Organism: Lepus europaeus (European hare)
Lineage: Eukaryota; Metazoa; Chordata; Mammalia; Lagomorpha; Leporidae
Gene: PRRC2C
Product: proline rich coiled-coil 2C
Exons: 35
Coding region: 277-8865 (2862 amino acids)
Biological process (GO): cell differentiation
Source: RefSeq, a predicted model, not a curated record
AGCCGCCAUCUUGCUUCUUUUUCUCGCUCGCUCUCGCCCUCUCGGGAAGGCAGCGAAAGUGCUUUGGCGGUUUGUCCAUCCGCAGCUUCGGCUUUCGUAGUCGGGUCGCCUUCGCGGCCACCCCGGUAGCCCCCACUUCCCCUCCCCCUUCCCUUGGUCAGAGUUCGCCUGGAUCUGCGAAGUGCGCAAACUUGACACUCACCCUGGCCGUGAAUCCAAAAGACUGAUUUUAAGGGGUGUGGCAGGAGGCUUUGGACUCGAUGAGUUUCCACCGAAAUGUCGGAGAAGUCAGGCCAGAGCACAAAAGCAAAGGAUGGGAAAAAGUAUGCAACACUCAGUUUAUUUAAUACAUACAAGGGAAAAUCCUUAGAAACUCAGAAAACUACAGUUGCAGCUCGACAUGGAUUACAAAGUCUUGGAAAAGUUGGUAUUUCAAGGCGUAUGCCUCCACCUGCUAACCUCCCAAGCCUCAAAGCAGAAAACAAAGGCAAUGAUCCUAAUGUGAACAUUGUACCUAAAGAUGGUACCGGAUGGGCAUCAAAACAAGAACAGCAUGAAGAAGAAAAAACACCAGAAGUGCCAGCAGCACAGCCAAAACCUGGGGUUACAGCUCCCCCAGAAGUAGCACCUGCUCCCAAAUCAUGGGCCAGUAACAAGCAAGGUGGGCAAGGAGAUGGAAUCCAAGUGAACAGUCAAUUUCAGCAAGAAUUUCCCAGCCUGCAGGCAGCUGGGGAUCAAGAAAAAAAAGAUAAAGAAUCAAAUGAUGACAACUAUGGACCUGGACCCAGUUUACGCCCACCAAAUGUGGCUUGUUGGAGGGAUGGUGGUAAGUCUGCGGGUUCACCUUCUUCAUCUGAUCAAGAUGAAAAGCUGCCUGGCCAGGAUGAAAGCACAGCUGGAACAUCGGAACAAAGUGACAUCCUCAAGGUUGUGGAAAAGAGGAUAGCUUGUGGUCCUCCACAGGCUAAACUGAAUGGACAGCAGCCUGGUCUUCCUUCCCAGUAUAGAGCCAUGAUGCCUCCUUAUAUGUUUCAACAGUAUCCAAGGAUGGCAUAUCCUCCUCUACAUGGUCCCAUGAGGUUCCCUCCAUCUUUAUCUGAAACAAACAAAGGCCUUCGAGGGAGAGGCCCACCUCCUUCAUGGGCCUCUGAGCCAGAACGCCCAUCCAUCCUUAGUGCAUCAGAACUGAAGGAGCUGGAUAAGUUUGAUAACCUAGAUGCUGAAGCUGAUGAAGGUUGGGCAGGUGCUCAGAUGGAAGUAGAUUAUACAGAACAGCUGAAUUUUAGUGAUGAUGAUGAACAAGGAAGUAGUAGUCCUAAAGAGAAUAGCAGUGAAGAUCAAGGGUCAAAAUCCUCUGAAAACACUGAAAACCGUAAAGAAGCGGAUGAAGUUUGCAACACUAAAUCAUCUCAGAUAACUGCCCAGCCACCAGGAGCAAAGGGUCCCUAUGGAAAAGGACCGCCAUUUAAUCAGGAACGUGGUCCAUCUUCACACUUGCCACCACCUCCAAAGUUGCUUGCACAGCAGCAUCCACCUCCAGAUAGACAGGCAGUACCUGGAAGACCAGGCCCUUUCCCCCCCAAGCAGCAAGUACCUGAUGAAGAUGAAAUAUGGAAGCAAAGACGGAGACAACAGUCAGAAAUUUCUGCUGCAGUGGAGCGCGCACGGAAGCGGCGGGAAGAGGAAGAACGACGGAUGGAAGAACAAAGGAAGGCGGCAUGUGCAGAGAAACUGAAACGCUUGGAUGAGAAGCGUGGCAUCGUGGAAAAACAACCAUCUCCAGAAGAGAUACGGGAAAGGGAGCGAGAAAGAGAACGGGAGCGUGAGAAAGAGCUUGAACGAGAACAAGAACAGGAGCGUGAGAAAGAGAGGGAGAAGGAGAAGGAGAGGGAGAGGCAGCAGGAAAAGGAGAAAGAGCUGGAGAAAGAGCAGGAAAAACAAAGAGAAAUGGAGAAAGAAAGAAAGCAAGAAAAAGAGAAAGAAUUAGAACGGUGGAGGGAAAAUGAAAAAGAACUACAGAAGAUGAAAGAACAGGAAAAGGAGUGCGAGUUGGAGAAGGAAAGAGAGAAAGUGGAGGAAAAAAUAGAACUCAAAGAGACUGCAGUGGAGCCUGUGGUAGAAAAACAGGAAAGUGAAAACCUCUGUAAUAAAGAGGAGAAGCCAGUAUUUACUAGACAAGAUAGUAAUCGCAGUGAAAAGGAGACCACGCAAGUGGUUCAUGAAACAGAACCAGAGUCAGGAUCUCAGCCUCGGCCUGCUGUAUUACCUGGCUAUUUCAAACAAUUUCAGAAAUCUUUACCACCACGAUUUCAGCGGCAACAGGAACAAAUGAAACAGCAGCAGUGGCAACAGCAGCAGCAGCAAGGUGUACUUCCACAAACCGUUUCUUCACAACCAUCUGGUAGCACUGUCCCUCCUCCACCACACAGACCUGUUUACCAGCCCAUGCAACCUCACCCUCAACAUUUGGCAUCCAUGGGUUUUGAUCCUAGAUGGCUCAUGAUGCAGUCAUACAUGGAUCCUCGAAUGAUGUCAGGGAGACCUGCUAUGGAUAUUCCACCCAUUCAUCCUGGAAUGAUUCCUCCAAAGCCAUUAAUGAGAAGGGACCAGAUGGAAGGGUCGGCAAACAGUUCUGAAUCAUUUGAGCACAUGGCUCGAUCUGCAAGGGAUCAUGCGGUUUCCCUUUCUGAGCCCCGUGUGAUGUGGGGGUCAGAUCCCUAUCCUCAUGCUGAGCCUCAACAGGCAACUACUCCCAAGGCACCUGAGGAACCUGAGGAUAUAAGGCCUGAAGCUGCACAAGACCAAGAACAGAUCACUGCUGCUUAUCCUGUAGAACAUAGUCAUUUAGAGGCUCAUCCAAAAGCAGACUUUGUCAGAGAAUCAAGUGAAACAGAAGCACAAAAGUUUUUAAGUAGAUCUGUAGAAGAUGUUAGACCUCAUCAUACUGACACAAAUAAUCAGUCUGCUUGUUUUGAAGUACCUGACUCAAAGGCUUUAUCCACUCCUUCAGAAGAUCGGAUUUCAGGUGUAGAAAGUCAGCCCGUCCGGAAGCGAAGUGUUUCCCAUGGAUCUAACCAUACUCAAAAAUUAGAAGAGCAAAGAAAUGAGCCAUCUGCAAACGUCCCUAAAGUAACCAGUAGAUGCCCUGAUUCAAAAGAACCAGCAGAAAGGCCAGAGGAGAAACCAAGAAAGGAUGGUUUCAUACGCUCUUCUGAAGGACCAAAACCUGAAAAAGUAUAUAAAUCUAAAUCAGAAACUCGCUGGGGCCCAAGGCCUGGCUCCAACAGAAGGGAAGAAGGUAAUGAUAGACCAGUGAGAAGAUCAGGUCCCAUUAAAAAACCUGUGCUUAGAGAUAUGAAAGAGGAACGGGAGCUAAGGAAGGAGAAAGAAGGUGAAAAGGUUGAAAAGGUCCCUGAAAAAGUGAUAAAACCCGAAAAGACGGAAAAGAAGGAUCUUCUUCCUCCACUCCCACCACCUCCAGCACCAGUUCAGCCACAGUCAGUUACACCACCAACUCAGCCAGAACCUGAAAAAUUGUCUUCAACUGAAGCUUCAGCUGUGGCUCAAAAGCCAUCCCAAGAUAUCGAGGUGACUUUAGAAACUGUGAGUAGCGUUCAGGUGGAGCCUGCAGUUAAAACUGUGAACCAACAAACUAUUGUAGCACCAGUAGUCAAAGAAGAAAAGCAAACUGAGAAACCUGUCAGCAAAGAGCUUGUUGUAGAGAGGCCUCGACCAGAUUCAAGACCAGCAGUGAAAAAAGAAUCAACUUUACCACCUAGGACCUACUGGAAAGAAGCUAGAGACAGAGAUUGGUUUCCAGAUCAAGGAUACAGAGGUCGAGGCCGAGGUGAAUAUUACUCCAGAGGUCGAAGCUAUAGAGGCUCUUAUGGAGGGCGUGGCAGGGGAGGCAGAGGACACACUCGUGAUUAUCCUCAGUACAGAGACAAUAAACCAAGAACAGAGCACGUGCCCUCAGGGCCUCUCAGACAGCGAGAGGAAAGUGAAACACGAAGUGAGAGCUCUGAUUUUGAAGUCGUCCCCAAAAGAAGACGACAACGGGGUUCAGAGACUGACACAGACAGUGAAAUUCAUGAAAGUGCAAGUGACAAGGAUAGUUUAAGCAAAGGUAAACUUCCUAAAAGAGAGGAACGGUCUGAAAACAAGAAACCUAUAAAGUCUCAAUCUUCUUUCAAGCCAGAAAAUCAUGUCCGAAUAGAUAAUAGACCACUAGAAAAGCCUUAUGUGAGGGAAGAUGAUAAAUCUAAACCAGGUUUUCUUCCUAAAGGGGAGCCUACACGGCGUGGCAGAGGGGGAACAUUCAGGCGUGGUGGAAGGGAUCCUGGAGGUCGUCCAUCCCGCCCUUCCACCUUACGAAGGCCUGCUUAUCGGGACAAUCAGUGGAAUCCACGGCAGGCAGAAGCUCCUAAACCAGAAGAUGGAGAGCAGCCAAGAAGACACGAGCAGUUUAUUCCUAUGCCAGUAGAUAAACGACCUCCAAAGUUUGAGCGAAAAUUUGACCCAGCUAGAGAGAGACCACGCAGGCAACGUCCUACCCGACCACCAAGGCAAGAUAAGCCUCCUCGGUUUAGAAGACUAAGGGAGAGGGAGGCUGCUUCAAAGACAAAUGAAGCAGCAUUGCCCACCAACGGCACAGUUAAUAAUGUGGUUCAAGAACCAGUGAAUCCUGCUGGAGAUAUUUCUGGGAAUAAAACACCAGACUUGUCUAACCAGAACUCUUCAGAUCAGGCAAAUGAAGAAUGGGAAACCGCUUCUGAAAGCAGUGAUUUCAAUGAACGGCGAGAAAGGGAUGAAAAAAAAAAUGCUGAUUUGAUUGCACAAGCAGUUGUGAAAGCCGGAGACAACGGUUUACCUCCAAAGAGAGAAAUAGCAAAGAGAAGUUUUUCUAGUCAGAGGCCUGGAGUAGAUCGCCAAAAUCGACGUGGCAACAGUGGUCCACCCAAAUCAGGAAGAAAUUUCUCAGGUCCUAGGAGUGAAAGACGAAGUGGCCCACCAUCAAAAAGUGGGAAGAAAGGGCCAUUUGAUGACCAGUCUGCAACCACUGCUGUUGUUGAUUCUGUCAAUGGCAGCUUAGCACACCACCAGGAAGGAGUGCUUAAUGGUACAGGACAAAAAACUUCCAAAGAUCCUACUGGGAAAAAAAGAGAAGACCCCAAACCAGGUCCUAAAAAACCCAAAGAGAAAGUAGAUGCUCUGUCACAGUUUGAUCUCAACAAUUACGCAAGUGUUGUUAUAAUUGAUGAUCAUCCUGAAGUAACAGUUGUUGAAGACCCCCAGUCAAAUUUGAAUGAUGAUGGUUUUACUGAAGUGGUAUCCAAAAAACAACAAAAACGUUUACAGGAUGAGGAACGGAGAAAGAAGGAAGAACAAGUCAUACAGGUCUGGAACAAAAAAAAUGCAAAUGAAAAAGGAAGAAGUCAGACUUCUAAGCUCCCUCCAAGAUUUGCCAAAAAACAAGUAACAGGGACUCAACAAGUUCAGUCUCCAGCCUCAACUUCAGCUCCAGUCCCCUCAUCUCCUGCAACUACAGUUCCAGCCUCCACUAUGGUUCCCAUUCCUGUAUCACCUGCAGCUCCAACUCCAGCCUCAACCUCAGCUCCAGUUUUAACCUCCACAGCUCCAGUUGCAGCCUCAGUUUCAAUUCCAGUUCCAUCUUCCACUUCAGCCAUAGCCACAGUCUCUUCAUCAGCCACAGCUCCAGCUCCAGCUCCAACCCCCAUCCUUGUCUCUGCUUCAACACCAGCUCCUGUCCCCAUUCUUGCCUCAGCUUCAAUUCCCAUCCUUGCUUCAGCCCUAGCACCAACUUCAGCUCCGACCACAGCCUCAGCACUCUCGGCCCCACCUGCACCAGCCAUCUCAACCCCAGCUGCCCCCGUCUCAGUGCCAGCUGCCUCAGUCUCAGUUGCCCCAGCCUCAUCCUCAGCCUCCACUGCGCCAGCCCAGACUCAGACACAGACCCACAAACCAGCCCAGAAUCCACUGCAGGCAGCACCACAGUCUUCUAAACAGCCACCACCUUCAAUUAGGCUACCUUCAGCUCAGACACCUAAUGGCACAGAUUACGUAGCCACAGGAAAAUCCAUUCAGACUCCCCAGUCACAUGGCACCCUUGCAGCUGAAUUAUGGGAUAACAAGGUGACUCCGCCCGCUGUCCUGAAUGACCUCUCUAAGAAAUUAGGUCCCAUUAGUCCACCACAACCACCUUCAGUCAGUGCAUGGAAUAAACCGUUAACAUCAUUUGGAUCAACUUCAUCAGAGGGAACAAAGAAUGGUCAAGACAGUGGAGUUGAAAUUGGAAUUGACACUAUUCAAUUCGGUGCUCCAGCUUCAAAUGGGAAUGAAAAUGAGGUUGUUCCUGUGCUUUCGGAAAAAUCUGACAAAAUACCUGAACCAAAAGAGCAGCGCCAGAAGCAGCCACGGGCAGGACCUAUCAAAGCCCAGAAGCUUCCAGAUUUGAGUCCAGUAGAAAACAAAGAACAUAAACCUGGUCCUAUUGGAAAGGAACGUUCAUUAAAAAAUAGAAAAGUGAAAGACGCCCAACAGGGGGAGCCAGAGGGACAGGAGAAGCCAAGCUCUACUACCAUCAGAAGCACAGAUCCUUCCACCACGAAGGAAACCAAAGCAGUCUCAGAAAUGUCUACUGAUAUAGGGACCAUGAUCUCUGUAUCAUCUGCAGAAUAUGGCACAAAUGCAAAGGAGUCUGUAACAGACUAUACUACACCUUCUUCUUCUCUGCCUAACACUGUGGCUACUAAUAAUGCAAAGAUGGAGGAUACUUUGGUUAAUAAUGUGCCCCUGCCUAACACCCUACCCCUCCCUAAGAGGGAGACCAUACAACAGAGCUCGAGCCUCACUUCAGUUCCUCCCACUACUUUCAGCCUCACCUUCAAGAUGGAAUCUGCACGCAAGGCAUGGGAGAAUUCUCCAAAUGUAAGGGAAAAAGGAUCUCCAGUAACUUCCACAGCACCUCCAAUUGCAAGUGGAGUGAGCAGCAGUGCCAGUGGACCAAGCACUGCCAAUUACAAUUCGUUCUCAAGUGCAUCAAUGGCUCAGAUUCCUGUCGCUUCAGUCACUCCUACAACAUCAUUAUCAGGAGCUGGUACAUAUACUACCUCUUCUUUGAGUACAAAAUCUACAACCACUUCGGAUCCUCCUAAUAUUUGUAAAGUGAAGCCCCAACAAUUACAAACAAGUAGCCUGCCUUCUGCAAGUCAUUUUUCACAACUAAGCUGUAUGCCUUCCCUUAUUGCCCAGCAGCAACAGAGUCCACAGGUUUAUGUGUCUCAGUCUGCAGCAGCUCAAAUACCAGCUUUCUAUAUGGACACAAGUCACUUAUUUAGUACCCAACAUGCCCGAUUGGCUCCACCAUCCUUGGCUCAGCAGCAAGGUUUCCAACCAGGUCUUUCUCAGCCAACUUCAGUUCAGCAGAUUCCAAUUCCUAUUUAUGCACCACUGCAAGGGCAGCAUCAGGCCCAACUGAGUUUGGGGGCUGGACCUGCUGUUACCCAGGCUCAGGAGUUAUUUCCUUCUUCACUUCAACCAUAUAGAUCUCAGCCAGCCUUCAUGCAGAGCAGUCUGUCCCAGCCGUCUGUGGUCCUUUCCGGUACUGCUAUCCACAACUUCCCAGCUGUCCAACACCAGGAGCUUGCCAAAGCACAAUCAAGUCUUGCUUUUCAACAGACUUCAAAUACUCAGCCUAUUCCUAUAUUGUAUGAACAUCAGCUGGGGCAGGCUUCAGGACUGGGCGGUUCCCAACUGAUUGAUACACAUCUUCUCCAGGCUAGAGCAAAUCUUACCCAGGCCUCAAAUCUUUAUUCUGGACAAGUACAACAGCCUGGUCAAACAAAUUUUUAUAACACUGCCCAGUCACCGAAUGCUCUCCAGCAGGUAAACUAUGGCAUGGUUACAGUACCUUUACCAGCAUCCCAGCUUUCCUUGCCUAAUUUUGGGUCUACAGGACAGCCUCUAAUUGCUUUGCCUCAGACUCUGCAGCCCCCAUUACAGCACACCACCCCACAGGCCCAGGCUCAGAGCCUGAGCCGUCCCGCGCAAGUAAGCCAGCCUUUCAGAGGGUUAAUCCCUGCCGGAACACAGCAUAGCAUGAUUGCAACCACAGGAAAAAUGUCUGAAAUGGAAUUGAAGGCCUUUGGAAGUGGCAUUGAUAUUAAACCAGGCACACCUCCAAUCAGUGGUAGAAGCACAACGCCAACAUCUAGUCCUUUCCGGGCUACUUCCACAAGUCCGAACAGCCAGUCCAGCAAAAUGAACAGCAUUGUCUAUCAGAAGCAGUUCCAGUCAGCCCCUACCACUGUGAGAAUGACACAACCAUUUCCUACACAGUUUGCACCCCAGAUACUCUCUCAGCCUAACCUGGUCCCUCCAUUGGUAAGAGCCCCACAUACUAACACCUUCCCAGCGCCUGUUCAGAGGCCACCAAUGGCACUGGCCAGUCAGAUGCCUCCUCCGCUGACCACAGGCCUCAUGAGCCAUGCUCGUUUGCCACAUGUAGCCAGGGGCCCUUGUGGAUCACUAUCUGGAGUCAGAGGUAAUCAGGCCCAGGCUGCGCUGAAGGCUGAACAAGACAUGAAGGCAAAGCAAAGAGCAGAGGUUCUUCAAUCCACGCAACGGUUCUUCUCUGAACAGCAACAGAACAAACAGAUAGGAGGCAAAGCCCAGAAAGUGGACAGUGAUUCAAGUAAACCUCCUGAAACACUGGCUGACCCUCCUGGUGUCUGUCAGGAAAAAGUAGAAGAGAAACCACCCCCUGCACCCACCAUAGCCACCAAACCUGUUAGAACUGGACCAAUCAAACCUCAGGCCAUCAAAACAGAAGAAACAAAAUCUUAAAAGCUGUGCUAUAUUGCAGGGGUUGGGAAGGGUUGAGGGGAGAAUGAAGUCAGAUAUUGCCAGCAGCCAACGGGGUAAAACGGUCUGUGACAUUAUCCUGUCCAGAGUUUAGAGAUACACAAGGAACAUAGGAGCAAUUUACACUGACACACAGCUGCUGCACCAGUAGAAAUGAGGCUUUGCAAGCUUGUACCUUCUAUAUAACGUGCUCAGUUGAUGGCCAUGUAUCUUCAGUCGAAUUUCUAUACAACUAUUUGCACAAGGUUCUCAAGUGCAUACAGUCUAGACCUAAAAAUCCUUAAUGGUCAGGUGAAACAACAGAACCAAGAGAAAAGUCAUACUGCAGAGGAAUGGCUCUGCCUGAACAAUGGUGGUCUCAGCUAAAACGUCAGAUGUGGUUUCUUUGUCCCCUUAUAUUCUUUGGAUGUGGUUAUGCCAUUGAUAGGCUUGCAGGUGAAGAACUGAAGAUGACUGGUGCUGGAUAGAGGAGCCUUAUUUUUUUAUUAUGGCAGCUUUGCUAUUUUUGUAACAUGGUGAUUGAGUUGAACACAAUCAAAGUACAGUGGUAACUGAUCUCCCCUUCCUGAAUGAGUGAGCAGAUGAUUUCAUAUUGAUGUCAGCAUCCUUGACCUGCCAAGCGAGCAAUGUUUGGUUUCUGCUUCUGUUUGAAAUGAUGCUGUGUUUUGGUUGUGGUCCAAAGCUUCAAAGCACUGUUUGGCAUUUCCUUUCUUCUAUGGAGCUCUCACCAUUCACAUGUGACAGAUCUGGUAAAAUACUAGUUAGGUUGAAUCUUGCUUGCCUCCACUCCGUCAUCUUUGUAUGAAUCGAAUUUUCACGCGUGCCCCCCCCCCUUUUUUUUUAACGGUUUUUUAGCUGAUGUUCUUGAAGAGCAGUGAGUACCUAGAACUGUGCCACUAAUGAAAGGAAAUCUCAUCAAAGAAGGUACAUUUCUUUACAGAGCUGUGUCAUACCAUCCUUUGGGCACUCUGCUGGGAAAGUAGAAUCAAGUCUCAAAUAAUGCCUUUUAAUUGUAUCCUCUAGGAUUUAGAUGUAGGACAGUACUGUAUCAUACCUCUGUGAAUGUAAAAUAUCUUGUACCUGCUUCAUGAUACGUAGUAGUGACUGUGCUUUAUCAGAGCUGUUUUUAAUGAUGUUAUUCUAGAAUGUUUUCUUUACAGAUGAUUGAGAAGCUAAUUAAAAAAAAUGGUGCCAGGUACCACGACAGUAACAAAACUUUGCUGUUUUCGGGGUUUUGUUUUUUUACCUUUUUUCUUUUUUUUUUUUUUUUUUUUUAAUGGA